Molecule: messenger RNA, 1213 nt
Organism: Aquila chrysaetos chrysaetos
Lineage: Eukaryota; Metazoa; Chordata; Aves; Accipitriformes; Accipitridae
Gene: DHRS7
Product: dehydrogenase/reductase 7
Exons: 7
Coding region: 33-1043 (336 amino acids)
Molecular function (GO): oxidoreductase activity
Source: RefSeq, a predicted model, not a curated record
GCGGGCGGCGGCGGCAGCGGCGGCGGGAGGCCAUGGCGUGGGGCUGCGCGCUGUGCCUGGCGCUGGCGGGCGGUGCCCUCCUGGCCCUGCUGGUGCAGCUGCUCCGCUGGCUGCGGGCCGACGGCGACCUCACGCUGCUGUGGGCCGAGUGGCGGGGGAAGAAGCCAGAAAAUGAACUGCGUGGCAAGGUUGUCUGGGUGACAGGAGCUUCCAGUGGAAUUGGAGAAGAAUUGGCUUACCAGCUAUCAAGGAUAGGAGCCUUGCUUGCCAUCUCAGCAAGAAGAGAGGAUGAGCUGGAAAGAGUGAAGAAGAAAUGCCUUCAGAUUAGCAACUUGAGUGACAAAGAUAUCCUUGUUCUGCGCCUUGACUUGACUGACAGAAGCUCUCAUGAAGCUGCAACCAACAGUGUUCUUAAGCAUUUUGGCAAGAUUGAUGUUUUGGUCAACAAUGGUGGACGUUCCCAACGCUCUCUGUUUGUGGAUACAAACCUGGAUGUCUACAGUGCCAUAAUGGAACUCAACUAUCUAGGUACAAUCUCUUUAACAAAACAUGUCCUGAAUCACAUGAUACAAAGGAAGAAAGGAAAGAUUGUUACUGUGAGCAGUGUGAUGGGUAUCAUGGGAGCUCCUCUUGCCUCUGGGUACUGUGCCAGCAAGCAUGCUCUGCAGGGUUUUUUUAAUUCUCUUCGGACUGAGCUGACUGACUACCCUGAGAUAAGUAUUAUCAACAUAUGCCCAGGACCUGUACAGUCCAAGAUUAUACAAAAUGUCUUUACGGAGAAUCUUGCAAAGUCGAUAGAGAACAGCGGUGAUCAGUCCCACAAGAUGCCAACUGACCGCUGUGUCCGGCUCACUCUGGUGAGCACAGCCAACGACCUGAAGGAGGCUUGGAUCAGUGACCACCCCUAUCUGGCCGUUUGCUACCUCUGGCAGUAUGCACCCACUUGGGCUUGGUGGCUGAUGAACAGAAUGGGCAAGAGGAGGAUACAGAACUUCAAGAGCGGAGUGGAUGCUGAUGCCUCUUACUCAAGAAAGAAGAAAUAAGGACAAAUGUGUACAAAAUCCUGCUUGUGCUAAGGCUGAGAAACUUUUUUCAUACUGCGUGGCUGCAAACAAAAGCUGUUUUUUAUCUGUUGUACCUUUGUCAUCAUGUAACUUCACAAAUCUAUCGAGAGGUAUACACACUUGACUAAAUAAAAAAAUCUCUUUCUAAA